AUGUCGGAGCGCAAUCGGCGGACGCGCCUGCAGCUCCCGGAAGAACGACCGCUGCUACAACGGAACCGUCCCAGUCACAGCUCCGAGAUUCAAGUCCCGCUCUACGGCUGCAUGACUAACCCUCACAGCCAUUUGCCGGUUUAUACGAAUAUUCACCGCAUCCGACGAGACAUCACCUCCAUUGUCGAAGAUUACCUGAGUUUGGAGCAGUUGCGUGAUGUGAGGAUCAACAUCGCCGUCGUUCGCCCGCUCGUCGACAAGCUGUAUGAGCUCGACGACAUAUCCAUUGUUUAUUGCUUGCUCGUCAACCGUGCUCAGUUUCUUUAUGAGCAGUCCCACUUGAACAACCGGCAGAAUGUCAACUACAGUCGCGCAGCUCUUUGCGAGCUGGUCGCAACGCGCAUACUGAGACGCUUCAGUGAAGAUAAUGAAGGACCCGAUGGUUUGGUUCUCCUAGCACACGUCUUGGUUGCUGGCUUUGAGCCCUUCCAGAUGGCACCGGCCGGAAUCCGCGAGGCAGCGUCAACCGAGUCUUACAGGAGCUAUAACCGCAUGCUUCCCUCGCUGGAGAUUGCCAUUCUGACUGAGAGCAAAUACUUUCUCAGUGCCACUCCUUGUCAGAAAGUCGUCGGCGCUAUUUACGAAGGUCGCAUCGUCUACACCCCUUCCAGCUUCAUGGAUAUCAUUCCGGAUCACUACAAGCUCAAGCCAAUUUCGCUCUAUAACCCCCGUGAGGGACCUCUGCUCGAUCAGUACCGGCUCCUUGUGCCCCGUACGCGGAACAUUCUAGAGGUUUUCCAGUUCUUGAUUCUGCUUGCUCUUUAUCUGUUCGUUAUGGCUGAGCGCAAGCCGGAGACCUUCACUGUUCUGGAGGGCUGCUUCGCCGUUUAUGCCUUUGGCUGGUCUCUCGACCAGUUUGCAACAAUUCUGGAGCACGGAUGGCACGUGUACACGCAAAACCUAUGGUCGUUCCUCGACGUAGGCUUCAUUGGCAUAUACAUCGUGUAUGCGGUUCUACGCAUCCACGGCGCUCGUGUCGGGGAGCUUGUCCCUAAACAACAGGCACUCGACGUCCUUGCGAUGGGUGCACCGGUGCUGGUUCCGCGGCUUGCCUUCAACUUGUUGUCGGACAAUCUCGUGUUCCUCUCGUUGCGCUCCAUGAUGUCAGAUUUCGUGCUCCUAACGUUCUUGUCGGCGUGGUGCUUUGGCGGGUUUCUACUGUCCCUUCUAUGGCUUGGUGAAGGCACCCAUCCUCCAGUUACUAUCAGCAAGUGGAUGCUUUGGAUUUGGUUCGGUCUCGACGGAACGGGGAUCAACGAAUCGGUCCAAUUCCAUCCAAUCCUGGGCCCUGUCCUGAUGGUGGCUUUUGCCUUCUUGGGCAAUACUCUGUUCCUCACUAUACUUGUCUCAAUGCUCUCCAACACCUUCAGCACUAUUGUUAAGAACGCGACUGCUGAAAUCCAGUUCCGGAAGGCCGUCUUGACACUGGAGGGAGUCAAGGGCGAUGCGAUCUUCGCAUACCAGCCCCCGUUCAACAUCCUGGCUGUGUUCGUCCUCAUCCCUCUCAAAUUCGUUCUCACCCCGCGAUGGUUUCAUAAGAUACAUGUGGCAAGCGUUCGGCUGGUCAACCUUCCACUGCUGCUCAUCAUCGCCGUCGCAGAACGCAGAAUCCUUUGGCCGCCGCCACAGCCAGAGAAGCCAAAGUCGAGCGGCCUGUCACUGUACCCGAGGGUCAAACAGUGGUUCUGGGAGAAGUGGCGCAUAACAGCGCACCGCGACAUAAGAGCCGUGUUCGACCUGCCGCCACCCGAGUCCGUGGAGGAGGAAAUUGCGGUAGACGAUGAACUCACCCACCACCUGAUUCGACGGCAGUUCACAAGGUCCAUUACGAACGAUACGAUGCGAAAGAAGUCGCCUCUUAGGAGAGAUUCGAUGUUCCCUGGUGUCUCGUCCAAGUUGCGCGGAUCGUUCACCGGCAGCGAGGACAUGCAUGACGUCGGCAGCAGGUUGGAGGCGCUCGAGCAAACGACACUGAGGAUUGAGAGUCUGUUGGCACGGAUGGUGGACUCAGGGGACUACUCGGACAACAACUUCGGCACAGGAGAGAGCGGCACUCUCCUUGGUGGAGAUGCGUCUUUGACCCAGUCGCCCAAAUAA
Molecule: messenger RNA, 2157 nt
Organism: Colletotrichum higginsianum IMI 349063
Lineage: Eukaryota; Fungi; Ascomycota; Sordariomycetes; Glomerellales; Glomerellaceae
Product: Nonselective cation channel
Exons: 6
Coding region: 1-2157 (718 amino acids)
Source: RefSeq, a predicted model, not a curated record